Messenger RNA from Dufourea novaeangliae, 3195 nucleotides. It is a transcript of the gene IntS8, whose product is annotated as integrator complex subunit 8. Gene Ontology annotation, cellular component: integrator complex. Gene Ontology annotation, biological process: snRNA 3'-end processing. Gene Ontology annotation, molecular function: protein binding. The transcript has 12 exons. The coding region runs from base 108 to 3122 and encodes 1004 amino acids. Lineage: Eukaryota; Metazoa; Arthropoda; Insecta; Hymenoptera; Halictidae. The record is from RefSeq and is a predicted model, not a curated record.
CAAACAAGCGACAGUUAAAAACUUUCUCAGUUUAAAAACCAGGUGAUGAUCAUUGUAGCUUUUCCCAGUUUUUCCAACUUUGUUGUAUAGGAGUUAAAAACGAUGUUAUGAUGGAUGUGGAUUUAUUAAGACCAGGCACAGUGCCGAUUUCACCAGACACGAUCCUUUGGUUCGAAUUCUUAUUGAAUCCAUCCUUAUUGCAGCAACAUUUAUCUAAACCUUUUCCUGAUCCCUCGGCUACAGAUUUGAUAAUUAAAUUCAUGACAAUAAAUUCUGAUCAAAAGGACAAUGAAGUAAAAAUUAUUGAUGCAGAAUCAAGUGAAGCGAAGCCUUCUGCUACAAACAAAUGGACCCACAGAAAUCUUGCACUAAAGAUUCUAUCUUUGAAAGUAGCCACCCACUUAAAAUGGGAUUUGGACAUUCUAGAGAAAAAGCUACCUUUACCGAUACAAAUAACGUUACUUCAGGAUCUUAUUUAUAUAACAUCAGAUAUAACCGUGGAAAUACCUGCUCUACCUGAAUUUUCUAUGCAGACAAUAUCUAAUCAGACCUUAUUUACAGUGGUUUUGUAUCAUAGAUGGCACAUCAGAGCAAUUAUUUAUAGAGCCUUAAAUAACAAACAGUCAAAGCAACAAUUUCUUCAUAUUCCAGGUAUUCAAGAAUCAACUUAUGUACCACCAGGAGUUGUAGAUGAUAUAGUUAGAAAAUUAGAAGCACAUGUGCCCACCAGUGUAAAUGUCUUAAAUAAUGUCGUGGAAAUGGAAGACUUGAAUCCAAAAAUUUUAUCUAUUGAUACCUUCCAAAUGUUAACUGAAGACAGCACAGAGAUUAAACAGAACUGGGAGAAUAUGUACUCUAUUAAUUUGGAUGAAUUUAAGUGUCAGAUACAUUAUGAUCUGGCUAGAUUUCAUUUAUUGAAAGAAGAAUAUCAGGAAGCAAAACGUCAUAUUAUACAGGCAAAAGAAUUAUUUUACAGACUUAGUAGCUCAGAAUUUGGGCUGUAUUGUAAAGUUCGAAAAGAAUUUUUGGAUGGUUGUUGCUUAGCAUGUGAAGUACCUCUAGAAGGAGUUGCUCCAAGUCUCACUCAACAAUUACAGACAUCAAUUAAAGAUCAAUAUACGAAUAUAUUGCAAAUCUUACAGGCUGAUAACAUUUCAAGAGAAAUUCCUCAAGUUUAUAGACACAACUUGGAACUUGAUAUACAAGGAGGAUCUGUUAAUAGAAAGCUUGUAGUAGCCCGUGAUCUUUUACUUCAAAUUCAGUGUUUAAAUUUAGUUAGGAAAAUCUUAGAUGGUAGUAUCAUUCUCGGUGAUUAUGUGACCGAAAUAAGAGCAGCUGGCACUAAAGGAGUUGAUGUGUUCUUCUGGGCUCUUAGUAAUGUUUUGGAAAAAGCAUCUGUUCUUGAUAAAAAACGCAUUUCUCGUUAUUUUCUAUAUCUUAUACAUACCAGCAAUAUUGAUGGAAUUGCUUCGAAAGUACUUGGCGAUUCUACAUAUAUAGCAUUGUUCGAAGAAAAGGAAUUGGAUGAAAUUAGAAAAUCAGUCGCUAUCGAAGAUCUAGAAGUACCAGAUCUGUUGCUGAAAAACGAUUGGGGUGUAUCAUUAGUAACAUACACCCAGAGUACAAGAAUAGAAAUGUUCGAAUUAGAACAGAGGUUAAUACAGUCGUACAACACCACUGAAAUUCAUGAGAUUUUAUUACAUUUGGAUGGGAAACAUCGAAUGAAGCCUUUAUGGCAUGUAAACAGUUGUUGGGAAUUACCUAUUCCCUUACAAAGUGUCGUAAUGUCUCUUCCUAGGGGUUUUCUUCAAGAUUAUUCAUACGUACUGCUUGCCAAAAGCAGAGAGUUGGUAAUGUCUAAAGAUUUUGAAGGUGCAAUAGAGAUUUUAACUGUGCUGGAAAAGGAAGGACAGCAACAUUCUCAAAGUGGGAACACGUUAAUAUUUAAGCUAUGUAAACUAGUAAAUUGGGAAUGUCUUCUUAUUGAGAUAUGGAGAUGUCUUCAUGUUUGGCCAGUGACAAAUAUAUGCGAUACACAAAGUCUAGUUACAAGAUGUAAACAAUGCCUUGGAGCAUUACAAGCAACGGAUCAAGUUAUUCCACGGCAAGAAAUCAUUGAGUAUUGCACCGUCUUUCUUUUAAACAUGACUGAAUGGGACUAUCUUACAAGUUUAGAAAAACGUUGGAGUUACACUGAGUUCGCGGCAGCUAUUAGUAGCGUUUGUCAAGACAUUGUUAAGUAUAAAGGCGGACGGAAGUUUCCUAGGGAAGCAUGGGACAUGGUUCUAGCUGCGUUUGGACCUACCAGAGAUCAACCGCAGAAACGCAGUAAUAGUGGAAAUAGUGGAACCACUGGUAGCGCUUCGAGAGACGUUGUUGUCAGCAUAGGAAGUACUCUCAGUAGACUGCGUGAACCUAUGGUUCUUACUGUCGUCAUCUCAUUAUUGGCACGUUUGCGGAACGUUUUACGCGAUGAAUCUAGCCUUGAAUUACACACGCAGUAUCUUUCUCUUUGGCCAGCGGGUGUACCAAAUGCCAACUCGUAUAACAUUAGGACCAUAGGAGAAUUAUUGUUUCAACUGUUGACACAAGCUUUGAAAUAUUAUCCAAGUAAUGUUCCUUGGUUGAGAUUGAUGGGGGAUCUUAAUUUUGUUUUAGGGUAUUACGAGAGUGCGAUGAAGUAUUAUUUAGAAGCUAUUAUGGUGGCUAGUGAUUUGUUUAGUCAACCAGUACCGCGACUACAGAUCGAUGAUCUCGUUUAUAGACGCAUGAUUAAGUGUUGCGCUCAUUUACAAUGUUAUACUCAAGCCGCCGUUUUGUGUCAGUUUUUGGAGGAAGUAGAUUAUUCUUUAGCGUUUAAAAUGGCAGCAAGCGAUCAAAAAAGUUGUGCGCCAGCUGACGCCAUGGAUGCAUACUAUCAUUGUAUUUGGGAUACGACAAUACUCGAGUAUCUGAUACAUUUGCACACUAAACGCGGUGAACAUCAUAGGAAACAGCUAGCGAUUAAAGUAAUUGGUCUCCUGGAAUUAAAUUCGAAUAAUAACGAGGAAAUACAACGGGAAGCAGCGAACAUUCGGAAGGCAAAAUUUUUAAGAGCAUUGGCGAAACAGUACGUGUAUUAGUGAAAACGUAUGUGUACAAAAUUCUGUAUGAUUGUAUAUCUUUUUAUUAUUUAAAUACAAUGUUUUUUAUAUU